GCUAUUAGUGCUAAUUACGUUUGUUUAAUAUUUUGAACGUCAAAGAAGAGCAUCAUUUGUAGAACUCAAGACACCUGCGAAUGCAUAUCAAAAGCAGUAUCAAGAAACAAAGUAAAUAAGUUGCACCAUAAUGUGUUGAACUAUGUUGUACCCGACUGUCAGACUGAAGAAUUUAUAUUCUAUCGUGAUGAGAGAGAGUCGAACCAAAUACCUCCACUGGGCUAUUCCAUCGCUCUGGUUAACCAAAAAAUAUUAAUAUUAUUAGUAUCAGAGUUUUAGCUAUUAGACCUGAAUCUUUGUUUCCAAGUUUUUGAAAGAAAAACUCGAAAACUGGGAGUGAUCAUGGUCGGAGUGUCUGACAUUCCAUGCGUGGGUAAGGUUGUGGACAGAAUAUCUGAUGCCACAGUUAACGCACUGUUUCGCGGGUUGCGUUAUAUGUUCUGUUACAAGGCUCUAGUUGAUGAACUUAAUUCUGAAAUUAGUAAAGUUAACAUUGAGGAGGUGAGGGUGUCGAGGAAAGCUGCUGCGGAAAGAGACAAUGGCAAAAUAAUCUAUGAUCAUGUAUUGGAGUGGCAGAAAGAGGUGAAAGAAAUCCAGGAGAGUACUAAUGAGUUUUCGCCUUCAUGGAGGUGCAUUCAGAGUCUGCCAAUUCCUAAUCCCAUUUCCCGUUUUCGACAGGGUAGGCAGGCGGUAAAGAAGGCCAAAAAGGUGAAUGAACUCCUGGACUCCGGAGUGAAGCUUAUGGAGAAUGAAAUUGCUUAUCAUCCAGCGGUUGUAAAUGAGCCAAAACCCGAAACUGCAUACCAAAGAUUUCAAUCCAGAGAAGGUGCUUAUGGGAAACUAUGGGAUGCUCUGGUGACUGAAGGCAGUGCUCCGAUUCUUGGCCUCUAUGGAAUGCCUGGUGUUGGCAAAACUAGAAUGAUGGAGCAAAUUUGGAGUGAAGCCAAGGAGAAAAAGAUCUUCAAAAAGGUCGUAAGAGAAGACGUGGGCAGUGAAACGUUGGAUGUGAUCAAAGUACAAAAUCAGAUUGCAGGGUAUCUGGAAUGCAAUUUUGAGUCUCAAGAUAAUGUGGACCGGAGAGCUUCUCAGCUGAAACAUAGUUUAUUGAAUAAAGGCAAGAUCCUCUUGAUAUUAGACGAUGUGUGGAGGGAGAUCCCCUUUGAUGUUAUUGGAAUUCCAUGUGAGGAUGAAAUUAGUUCCAUGGGUAGUAAGAUCCUCCUGACAUCGCGAGAGAAAGAUGCAUGCUUGCGCAACAAAUGCAAAGAUCCUGUCAAGAUUACAAUCCUGACAGAAGAAGAAGCGUGGGAUUUGUUUAAAAACACUGUUGGGGCUUGUCAGAUUGAGUCACUGCAGGAUGAAUUCCUGGCGCGGAGAGUUUCUCUUAAAUGUUCAGGUUUACCCCUUGUCAUUCGUGCAGUUGGGAAAGCAUUGUUAUUUGCAUCUCACAAUUCAUGGAAAGAUGCCCUAGCUCAGCUUGAGAAGGGAAGUGUCGAAAAAAUUGCAGGCAUAGAUCCACAUGUAUAUGCUUGUUUUAAACUGAGCAUCGACAGGUUAGAAGAGGAUGCCAAGUCAUGUCUUUUUUUGUGUUCCUUGUUUCCUGAAGAUGCUGACAUUUACGUCAGGAAGUUGAUCUAG
Daucus carota subsp. sativus is the source of this 1635-nucleotide messenger RNA. RefSeq names its product disease resistance protein At4g27190-like. Gene Ontology annotation, molecular function: ADP binding. Bases 343 to 1635 code for a protein of 430 amino acids. The transcript has a single exon. The record is from RefSeq and is a predicted model, not a curated record. NCBI's taxonomy places the organism in Eukaryota, Viridiplantae, Streptophyta, Magnoliopsida, Apiales, Apiaceae.